AUGGCGAGCAACGGCGACCCCGGAGUAUUUGGCGAGGCAGGCAUCGGGCCAGAGAUCCGCCGCGUCCACGACUGGGUUCCCGAGGGGAUGGAGUUGCGGUUUGCUUUCAUGGUGCACAUUAGAAGGGAUCGGUACAUGUUCGAUGCAAAGGAUAAGAAGAAAUACCAAGGAGGUUUUGAUUAUCGGUUGCCAAUGGCUAGUAAUUGGAGUUUCAGACAAUUUGGGGAGGUCAAAGUGAACCCUUUUAAGCACACAUGCCAGGAAUCAGCCCUUAGGAAGGAUACAAUUAGUAGAGCCAAGUCAAGAUGGGUGGCAGAAGAAGUAAAGAAGUGGGUGAAAGAAAACCAGCAAGUGGGUCCAAAUGAAUUGCAGAAGAACAUCAAAGAUAAGUUCAAGAUAGAUUUAUCAUACAUGAGGUUGUUCAAUGGUAAACAACAUGCUAUGGAUUCUAUUUAUGGUAACUGGCAGGAAAGUUUUCAGUUGUUGUAUUCAUUCAAAGGUGAAGUGGAGAGGACAAGCCCAGGUAGUAUUGUAGAUAUUGAUCACCACACCGUGGAGUACACAUUCAGGGGAGUGACAAAGACCAAGGAAUGCUUUAGGAGGGUUUUUGUCUGUUUUGAGGCUUGUCGCCGGGGUUUUUUGGCAGGCUGCGGGCCUUAUUUGGCUAUUGAUGCCACUUUUCUCACACGGAGGUUUAAAGGACAGUUAGUAGCAGCUUGUGCAGUUGGUGCACACAAUUUUGUAUUUCCAGUUGCCUACGGUGUGCUGGAGACAAAGUCUGAGGAGAGCUGGACUUGGUUUUUGCAUAAUCUGCGCCGGGCUAUUGCACAUCCCAAUGGGUUGGUCAUUCAUACAGAUGCCUGCAAAUGUUUAGAAGUGGCCGUGGACAAUGUGUUCCCUGGAGUAGAGCAUAGGGAAUGCAUGCGUCACCUUGCUGCAAAUUUCAUGAAGAAAUUCAAAGGAAAGGUGUAUACCGACAAUUUAUGGCCAGCAUCUUUGACUUGCAGUAUGAAGAAGCACAACUACCACUUGAGGCAGUUAUACAUGAAUCCCAAAGUGAAAGAAUACUUGGAAACACACCACUCCAAGUUAUGGGCCAGAAGCCAAUUCAGUGAAGUGAGCAAAGUUGACUAUGUGCACAAUAAUCUAGCAGAGUCUUUCAACUCAACGAUCCGGAAACUAAAGGGUCAUUAUGUGGUGGAUCUGCUUGACAGGAUAAGGAUAGAAUACAUGCAGAAAUUUCAUUAUCAUGCAGGAAUAGCCGAGGCAAAAUUCAUGGGCCACAUUAUCAUAUCUGCCGUGAUGAAUGAACUGAAGCAGAAGACAACAGGCUUGGAAAUGAACAUGACUCUGUGCUCGGGUACCACAGCAGAGAUAUCAUAUUUGGAUAAAGAGAAGAGGGAAUGGAGAUAUCCAGUGGAUUUAGAAGCUAGAACUUGCAGUUGUAGGCAAUGA
Molecule: messenger RNA, 1455 nt
Organism: Aegilops tauschii subsp. strangulata
Lineage: Eukaryota; Viridiplantae; Streptophyta; Magnoliopsida; Poales; Poaceae
Source: RefSeq, a predicted model, not a curated record